Miscanthus lutarioriparius is the source of this 1173-nucleotide messenger RNA. Lineage: Eukaryota; Viridiplantae; Streptophyta; Magnoliopsida; Poales; Poaceae. The record is from the annotation of a GenBank genome assembly.
AUGCCCCGGGGUGAGCCGCUCCACUUUGCUGGCUGCAAAACCGACUUCAUUUCCACAGCUUCUGGUAACUGGCUGGUGUAUCGGCGCUUCUGCGACUUGCUCUUGGUGGACCCCUUCUCUGGUGCCACCACGACCCUUCCUGCACCAUCUAGCGUUCAUCUCGCCGACGAAUCCGAGGGUGAUGAUUCCAUGGACGGUCAUGAUUCUGUAGACGAGGUUGAGGAUUCUGAGUACGGCCAUGAUUCUGCAGACGAGGGUGAUGAUUCUGAGGAUGGUUCUGCACCAUCUAGGGUUCAUCUCCCCGACGGAAACAAGGGUGAUGAUUCCAGGGCCGGUCAUGAUUCUGCAGACGAGGCUGAGGAUUCUGAGGACGGCCAUGAUUCUGCAGACGAGGCUGAUGAUUCUGAGGAUGGUUCUACACCAUCCAGCGUUCACCUCCCCAAUGAAAACAAAGGUGAUGAUUCCAGGGCCGGUCAUGAUUCCACAGUCGAGGGUGAGGAUUCUGAGGACAGCCAUGAUUCUGCAGACGAGGGUGAUGAUUCUGAGGAUGGUUCUACGCCAUCUAAGGUUCAUCUCCUCGACAAAGACGAGGGUGAUGAUUCCAGGGACGGUCAUGAUUCCGCAGACGAGGGUGAGGAUUCUGAGGGCGGCCAUGAUUCUGCAGGCGUGGGUGAUGAUUCUGAGGAUGGUUCUGUUUACACCGACAGAUCAGAGAUGCUAUCAAUGGACGUGAAACACUUUGAAGUGAUCAAACUAAUGGUGUGCUCGCCCAACCUCAUCGCUGCACUGUUAAAAGAAGGAUUUUCCAUAAGCAUGUUCAUGGCGACAGACAGAUACACACUUUUGCUGGACAGUGAGCCUGAUGUUUCGAUAUCCGAGGCAGACUUUGGGCGAUCACAGUGGCGCAGGCUGACGACCCUUGCUGACGAUGAGGCACUGUUUUUAGGGCCAUGCUCCAGGGCUGUUUGCAUGCCUCAGGGUGACUCACCGGGCAAUCGCGUGUGGUUCUUGGAUGACUACAAGGACUUUCACCUUUGGAAUGAGUGGCCUAGCAGCUUGAGUUCUGACACCAGCAGCGUGGCAAACCCCAAGCCUUUCUCGCCUCUGCCAAUGAUCUCGUGGAGGGGCUUCCUGGCAAAUUCAGGUGCUGCAUGGCUCUUCCCUUCAAACUGA